GAUAAAGCAGGCAGUGAUUGGCAGGGCUGUGUAGUUUAGGCUCUCACCAGUCUAUGCAUGUUCACAAACUGAUAGCUGAAUUCUGACAUAAUAAGUACGAGAAACGAUGGAAGCCAGCAACAAUGAGACGAGAAAGAAAGCAGAAGAUAAAAGUCACACUCUAAAUAUAAAUGUGACACCAGACACUGAUGCCUGCCUCACAGCGAGGGAUGCCCAGUCAUCCACAACAGUCAUUGUCCAAGGCCAGCCUGAACCUGACCCUUUGGUCCAACCUAGAGCCAACACGGAUGUGGAAAAUGCUAUUAAGCCAAAGCUCCAGAUAACUUUUAGCACAUUCACUGUCAAGAAUGGUGGAGAUAUAAAAGUAGAGAUCCCUGUUGUCGGGCACCCAGCACCAAAGAUUGAAUGGAAAAGAGAUGGUCAAGCAGUCAAGGAGACAUCCAGGCUAGAGGUUUUAAACAAGCCAUCAUUAACAGUUCUUCAUAUCAGACAUGCUGCUAGGGAGCACUCUGGUCAGUACUCUAUCAUUGCAAGCAACAGUGCUGGGAAGUAUUCGGGAGAAAUCACAGUGGUGGUUCUUGAAAAGCCUGACCCUCCAACAGGCCCUGUGAAGAUUGAUGAGGUCAGUUCUGAUUAUGUUACCAUUUCCUGGGCGCCACCAGAGUACACGGGAGGCUGUCAGCUAGACAACUACAUUGUGGAGAAAAGGGAAAUCUCGAGCACUGAAUGGCAAACUGUGUCAGCGACAACAGUAAGAACCAUGAUCAAAGUCACCAAACUGAAGACAGGAAAUGAAUACCAAUUCAGAGUGAGUGCAGAAAAUAGAUAUGGAAAGAGUACUGGAAUCAUCUCACCUAUUGUGAUUGCACAGUAUCCUUUCAGUGUGCCCACUGCUCCUGGCACCCCCUUUGCAUCCACAGUGACAAAGUACAGUAUGGUGGUUGAAUGGGAUCCUCCAGCCAAAGAUGGAGGAAGCCCAGUUAUUGGCUAUCACCUUGAACGCAAAGAGAAGAACAGCAUUUUAUGGACCAAAUUGAACAAGCUUGUGAUACCCGAUGCUCGCUUCAAAACAAGUGGACUUGAGGAGGGCAUUGAGUAUGAAUUCAGAGUCUUUGCUGAGAAUAUUGCUGGAAUCAGCCCACCAAGCAAAAUAUCUGAAAGCUAUGUGGCAAGAGACCGCUGUGAUCCACCAGGUAAACCAGAAGCUGUUGUUAUAUCAAGAGAGAACGUAACACUGCAAUGGGCAAAACCAAAAUAUGAUGGUGGAAGCACCAUUACAGGCUAUGUUGUUGAAAAGAGGGAGCUCCCAGAUGGCAGAUGGAUGAAGGCAAAUUUCACAAAUGUUAUUGAGAAUCAGUUCAAAGUCACAGGUCUGACAGGAGGUGAACAUUACGAGUUUAGAGUAACUGCUAAAAAUGGGGCUGGUGUUUGGAGUAUGCCUUCGGAAAGUGUAACCAUCAUUGCUCAGGAUGUUAUCGAAGGACCAACAGCAAUCGUUGAUCCAAAGUUCAAGACAACAUCUAUUGUCCAGGCCGGGGAGACAUUCAUCAUUGAUGCUGAUUACUUUGGAAAGCCCCUUCCCGAAGUCACUUGGCUGAAGGAUGGAAAAGAAAUUGAUAAAGUAACACCAAGAAUGGAGGUCAAAAACACCCUGACCCAUACUACUCUGACCAUCAGGGAUAGUACACGAGUGGAUGGAGGACACUUUCUCCUCAACCUCAGUAACAUUGGUGGAACUACAUCUAUCCCAUUUAAUGUGAAAGUCCUUGACAGACCUGGUCCUCCAGAUGGAUCUCUGAAGGUGAAAGUUGUCAGUGCAGAGAAAUGUAAUAUUUAUUGGAACCCUCCUGUAAAUGAUGGUGGUGCCAGCGUUUCCCACUUCAUCAUUGAAAAAAGGGAGACAAGCCGUGUUACAUGGACAGAAGUUGAUAAUCACGUUGAAGCUGUCAGUUACAAAGUGACAAAACUGGUGCCUGGGAAAGAAUACAUAUUCAGAGUUGCUGCUGUCAACAAAUUUGGUGUUGGAGAAUUUCUGGAAUCAGACUCCUUCAUUGCACAAAACCCUUUUACAACACCUAGUGCACCAUCUACCCCUACAGCAAGUGCUGUGACUGGUGAUUCUGUGGUGUUAACAUGGGAGAGGCCUGAGACUGAUGGAGGCUCAGAAAUUGAUGGCUACAUCCUGGAAAAACGUGACAAGGAAGGCGUAAGGUGGACUAAAUGCAAUAAGAGAAGACUGAAUGACUUGCGUUUCCGAUGCACAGGGCUCACAGAGGGACAUUACUAUCAGUUUAGAGCACUGGCUGAAAAUGCUGCUGGUGUUGGUGCACCCAGUGAACCAAGUGAGUACAUCAAAGUAUGUGAAGCCACCUACCCUCCAGGUCCUCCAACCAACCCAAAAGUGAUAGACUACUCCAGCAGAACUGUCUCUCUGACUUGGUCAAGGCCCAUCUAUGAUGGUGGCGCAGCCAUCAGUGGGUUUGCUGUUGAGAUGAAGCAAGCAACAGAAGAUGAGUGGAACACAUGCACACCAAGGACAGGUGUGGAGGACACAAACUUCACUGUAAAGGGACUGAGAGAAAAUGCAUCUUAUAAUUUUCGUAUAUGUGCUAUGAACGCUGCUGGAGUUGGAGAACCUGUGGAUCUACCUGAGACUGUGGUAGCUGCUGAAAAACUGGAGGCCCCAGAUAUUGAGUUGGACAGUACCUUGAGGAAGAUUGUCAGUGUUAGAGCCUGUUCAACCCUGCGCCUCUUUGUCACUAUAAGAGGAAGGCCAGAACCCGAGGUUAAAUGGGCCAAGGAAGGUGGUGUCCUCAGUGAGCGUGCUCAGAUUGAGGUAACAAGUUCCCACACUGAGUUACUGAUUGAAAAUGUCAAUAGAUAUGACACAGGGAAAUAUGUAUUGACUGCUGAGAACCAUAGUGGCUCCAAGUCAGCUUUUAUCAAUGUUAGAGUAUUGGACUCCCCCAGUGCACCUAUUAACUUAAAGGUAACUGAUGUAAAGAAAGACUCUGUCUCAGUUUCCUGGGAGGCACCUCUCAUUGAUGGAGGAUCGAAGAUUUCACACUAUAUUGUUGAAAAACGAGAGGAGGCUAGGAAGGCAUUCACAAGCGUGUGUAGCAACUGUGUGAGAAACUCAUACAAGAUCGACAGUCUCCAGGAAGGUUCCUGCUAUUAUUUCCGUGUCCUUGCUGUAAAUGAGUUUGGCACUGGCUUGCCAGCAGAGAUCGCUGAUCCUGUUAAAGUGUCUGAGGCUCCACUUCCUCCUGGCAGAGUCACACUUGGUGAUGUUACUUGCAACAGUGCAAGGAUCUCAUGGGAGAAGCCUGAUCAUGACGGAGGAAGCAAAAUCACAGGCUAUGUUGUAGAAAUGCAGGUGAAGGGAGACGACACAUGGACCACAUGUUCGGGAAGUAAAGCACAAGAAGUGACUGUUAAUGGGCUGGUGAAAGGAAAAGAGUAUUUCUUUAGAGUGAGUGCUGUGAAUGAAAAGGGAAAAAGUGAACCAAAGUCACUUUUGGCACCUGUUAAAGUUACUGACAGUAGUGCUCAGCCCAUUAUUAAUCUACUUUCCAACACAUUCACUGUGAGGGCAGGAAACGAUUUAAAGGUUGAUGUUCCUUUUAAAGGCGUACCACCACCUACUGCAGAAUGGAAGAGAGAGGGCAAUGAGCUGAAAGAGACAAGCAGGGUAAAUGUGCACACAUCUGACACAUCAUCCCAGUUGGUCAUUAAAGAUGCAAGCAGAUUAGAUGGUGGCCUGUAUGAGAUAACCGUGGCCAACUCAGUUGGAACCACAUCUGCUGAAAUCUGUGUAAAUGUUGUUGAAAGACCUGGACCACCAAGUGACCUCAGCAUGGAUGAAGUAAGUGCUGACUUUAUAUAUAUGUCAUGGCAGCCCCCACAUUAUACAGGCGGAUGUCAAAUUAAUAAUUAUAUUGUUGAGAAAAGAGAUACCGGCAGCACAUCAUGGCAAACUGUGUCAGCAACUGUUGCCAGAACAUCAAUCAAAGUUUCUCGUCUGACACAGGGUGCAGAAUAUCAGUUUCGUGUUGCUGCAGAGAAUCGCUAUGGGAAAAGCCAUUUUGUUGAGUCAGAACCUGUUGUUGCUCAGUAUCCCUUUAAGACUCCAGGUCCCCCAGUAAAUCUCCAUGUUGUAAGUGCAUCAAAGUCUUUCAUGCUGAUCUCAUGGAGAAACCCAGAGCAUAAUGGAGGAAGCCCUAUCAUGGGUUAUCACAUUGAAUGCAAAGAUCAAAGCAGUAUCUUGUGGACAAAGUUGAACCGAAAUCUUGUUACUGACAACCAGUUUAAGGUAACAAGCAUUGAAGAAGGAUUGAUGUAUGAGUUUCGGGUCUGUGCUGAGAAUAUGGCUGGUGUUGGACCAUGCAGUAAGGCAUCAGAGCCUGCAGCAGCUAGAGACCAGUGUGAUCCCCCAAGGAACCUCACACUCACCAAUAUAACUGACAGCUCUGUUUGUCUCUCAUGGGACAAACCAGAGUAUGAUGGUGGGGCUAAAAUAACUGGGUACAUUGUGGAGCGUAAAGAGCUGCCAGAUGGUUGCUGGCUCAAAUGCAACUUCACAAAUUUACUGGACACCUUCUUGGAUGUCACUGGCCUCACAGAGGGUGAACAAUAUGACUUUCGAGUGAUUGCUAAAAACUCAGCUGAGCUGUUUAGUGCACCCUCUGAAACAACAGGAGCUGUUACAGUGCAACAUGAUGUAGAGCCCCCCAAAAUUAUGAUGGAUGACAAAUUCAGACAAGCGGUUGUGGUAAAGGCAGGAGAGCUCAUAAGAAUAGAUGCUGACAUCUCUGGCCGCCCUAAUCCAACUGUGUUUUGGUUGAAGAAUGACAGAAAUAUUGGCACCACGGGAAGGGUUGAAAUAACUGCAGCAAAAGGGCAUACCUCUCUACUUAUCAGAGACUGUGUCAGAAAAGACUCUGGACAGUAUACACUGACCUUACAGAGUACAGGAGGUACAACAUCUAGAGCUGUUACUUGCAAGGUCCUGGAUAGGCCAGGACCACCUGCUGGACCCCUGGAAGUGUCUGGACUCACAGCAGAGAAAUGUACUCUGUCAUGGGGACCCCCGCAUGAGACAGGUGGAGCAGAGAUCUUGUACUACAUUGUUGAGAAAUGUGAAACCAGCCGUGUUUCUUGGAUAGUGGUGUAUGGUGACAUGAUGGCAACUACCUGCAAAGUAACCAAGUUACUCAAAGGAAAUGAAUACCUGUUUAGGGUAAGAGCAGUGAACAAGUAUGGUGAGGGCGAAACGUUGGAAAGUGAGGCAGUAAAGGCAAGUGAUCCCUUCACAAUCCCAUCUCCUCCAACGGAUGUUGAGGUCACAAGUGCAACCAGUGAUUCUAUGACUAUCUGCUGGAAGAGACCUGCCAGUGAUGGCGGUAGCCGCAUCAGUGGUUACAUCAUAGAGAAGAGGGAAAAGCAGGGUGUUCGCUGGGUCCGUGUCAAUAAGAAACCGGUUUAUGACUUGCGCGUGAAAGCCUCUUGCCUACAUGAGGGAUGUGAGUAUGAAUUCAGAGUUUUUGCUGAGAAUGCUGCAGGGCUAAGUGAGCCAAGUUCUCCAUGCCCACUCACGCUGGCAGAAGAUCCAAAGUUUCUACCUUCCCCUCCAGCAAAACCCACCAUAGUUGAUUCAUCCAGGUCCUCCAUCACUCUGUCAUGGAAUAAGCCGCUGUUUGAUGGUGGAGCAGCAGUCACUGGCUACAAAGUUGAGUACAGAAAAUCCACAGAAGAAGAGUGGACUGUUGGUGUUCACAACACAGAUCAAACUGAGCUCACAGUCACUGGACUCACAUCAGGGAAAGAAUAUGUUUUUAUUGUUAGAUCCAUAAACAAGAUUGGCAUCAGUGAGCCAAGUCCUGAAACAGAUCCUGAGGUAGCAAUGGAAAGAGAGGAAGAGCCAAGGUUUGAAAUAAGCCCUGAGAUGAGGAAGACCCUGCUUGUUAAAGAUGGAAGCUCCUUCACUUUGACUGUGCCCUUCACUGGAAAACCUGCUCCCAGUGUGACAUGGGACAAAGCUGGUGUGGACUUGAGAAUCAGAGGACUGAUCAACACUGGCAACUCUGUGACCUCUAUUACAGUGGAGGGGGCAACACGUGAUGACUCUGGCAAGUACACAGUCAAACUGCAAAAUGUUGCUGGAUCUGUGUCUUUGACCCUGAAUGUUAGGGUUUUGGAUUCACCUGGCCCACCAACAAAUAUUACAGUAAAAGAUGUGACAAAGACCUCUGCUACUGUAUGUUGGGAUAUCCCAGAGAAUGAGGGAGGAGCCUCUGUCAAGCACUACCUUGUAGAUAUUCGGGACAUCAGCAGAAAAGGGUGGAUGAGACUCACAGAUAAGUGCCGCCGACUGUCCUAUAGGGUGUCUGACCUGGAAGAAGGUGGAAUCUACUUCUUCAGAAUCACUGCAGAGAAUGAAUAUGGAAUUGGGGUUCCAGCUGAGACCAAGGAGGGAACAAGAAUGACAGAUACAACAGACUGGGAGACAGACCAAGGAGCUUAGCUCUUCUUUUCCUUCUGAGCCUGAUGUGACCAUCUCCUGAAACUUUUGAGAAAAUCUUUGACAGUUUUUCUCAUUUUUAUUCAGAAAAUUCAGAAAGCAGAUGCAAUAAGGUGAUACAUUACAGGAAGCUGAUUUUUUGUAGCUAUAAUGACAAUUUUGUUUCAUAAUGUUUCACAAGUAAAAUUUAUUAAAAACAAUUUUAAUUUUUAAAGUAAAAUUAUUGAUAUUGUUUGCUGUAGCUUUUUGCCCAGAUCAUAACUCUGGUGUUAAGAUCUAGAAUAAAGAUAACCUG
Molecule: messenger RNA, 6815 nt
Organism: Cheilinus undulatus (humphead wrasse)
Lineage: Eukaryota; Metazoa; Chordata; Actinopteri; Labriformes; Labridae
Product: titin-like
Exons: 4
Coding region: 107-6523 (2138 amino acids)
Molecular function (GO): protein binding
Source: RefSeq, a predicted model, not a curated record